This is a messenger RNA of Branchiostoma floridae (Florida lancelet), 943 nucleotides long. RefSeq names its product protein VAPYRIN-like. Gene Ontology annotation, molecular function: protein binding. The transcript is spliced from 8 exons. Bases 1 to 744 code for a protein of 247 amino acids. The record is from RefSeq and is a predicted model, not a curated record. NCBI's taxonomy places the organism in Eukaryota, Metazoa, Chordata, Leptocardii, Amphioxiformes, Branchiostomatidae.
AUGAAAGGGAACACUGAGGUGGUGAAGCUGCUGGUUCAACUCGGCACUAAUGUGGAGGCGAAGGACAAGGCUGGCGAGACCGCACUCCAUAGGGCCAGCAGGAAAGGACACACUGAGGUGGUGAAGCUGCUGAUUCAACUUGGCGCUGAUGUGGAGGCGAAAGAUAAGCAUGGCUGGACCGCACUCCAUGUGGCCAGCAUUAACGGGAACACUGAGAUGGUGAAGCUGCUGAUUCAACUUGGCGCUGAUGUGGAGGCGAAAGACAAGGAUGGGACAAAACCACUGGACCACCUACAUGACCAAGACCGCAGACGUUUCCUUAAGAACCUGGCCACAGAGGUUUCCUACCACAAGCUGAUGAAACAGUCCGGUGGGGUGAAAGUCGACAGGUUUAAACUGUGCAUCUGUGGACCACAGGAAGCUGGCAAAUCUACGCUCAAGGAAAGUCUGCAAACGGGACCUUUCAUCGCCUUCUUCCGGGAUAGAAUGACACCAGACCAUCAGCCACACGAGCCCACCCCUGGUGUGAAUGUGGGAACAACCAACAUUCCCAGUGUGGGGGAGGUCAGUGUGUGGGACUUCGCUGGACAGUCGGAAUACGCGGUCACCCACGGCAUGUUCAUGAAUGCGGAGAACACCAUCUUCGUCGUAUUGUACAGCAUCAUGGAUGAUCCGCACACAAGAGAAAAAGGUCCACUGGUGGCUGUGUUUCAUCAAGUCCUGCAACACAAAGAGCAAGCCUAACGUCAUCCUCGUGGCCAGUCAUGCGGACCUGGCUGAUGCAGGACACCAAAAGGCAUUGUCCCUCCUUGAGCUGAUGACGUCAGAGUUCAAUGAUAACCUGGACAUCUCAGACGAAGUGUUCCUGCUUGACUGCAGAAAGACUCGUAAAACUGACAUUCGGCGCCUUAAAGAUCUUUUGACAAGACUCAAGACCCAUCUU